This is a messenger RNA of Ornithorhynchus anatinus (platypus), 8180 nucleotides long. RefSeq names its product arginine-glutamic acid dipeptide repeats (gene RERE). The coding region runs from base 486 to 5198 and encodes 1570 amino acids. Gene Ontology annotation, molecular function: sequence-specific DNA binding; transcription corepressor activity; chromatin binding. The transcript is spliced from 23 exons. Gene Ontology annotation, biological process: regulation of DNA-templated transcription. Lineage: Eukaryota; Metazoa; Chordata; Mammalia; Monotremata; Ornithorhynchidae. The record is from RefSeq and is a predicted model, not a curated record. Gene Ontology annotation, cellular component: nucleus.
AAAAAAUCAUCUUCAUCAUCAGGGAAGUCCCCUUCCCAGGAAAAAAAAACAAAACAAAACAUGCCGUUGGACUUCUGCUUCUGAAGGAUUUGACGCCAAGAGAAGAAGGGAUUCUUGUUUAAAAUCUCAUUAAAGAUCAAGGGGAAGGGAAAUACCCCUCGCCCUCCGCCAUCCCCUCCUUUCCCUCCCAGCAUACCAGUUCCCUCCCCCCUCUAAUUCCUGGCCUGAACUCCACAUUCACACACCACCUUCCCUCUCCCCUUUUUCUCCCUCUUCUUCCACUUCCAGAGGCAGCUGGGCCACAAACAAAUCCCCUUGAUGGUGUAGAACAUUAGGGAAAGCAUUCUUGAAACGCUGGGGUUGUUGGAGUGGUUGGAUUUUCCCUGGAAUUGAGUGAGAAAUUCAGAAGACUGAAGCCCAGGCUCACUGUCUACCUUUCACGGAGGCCCAGCCGUGAGAGGACAGAAGAAGGCACGUGGCGAAUCAUGACGGCUGACAAAGAAAAGGAUAAAGACAAAGAGAAGGACCGGGACCGGGAUCGGGACCGGGAAAGAGACAAAAGAGACAAGACCCGGGAGAGCGAGAACUCGCGGCCUCGCCGGAGCUGCACCUUGGAGGGAGGCGCCAAGAACUACGCGGAGAGCGACCACAGCGAAGAUGAGGACAACGACAACAACAGCGCUACCACAGAGGAGUCCACCAAGAAGAAUAAGAAGAAGCCGCCCAAGAAAAAAUCUCGCUACGAGAGGACGGACACUGGCGAGAUAACGUCCUUCAUCACCGAAGACGAUGUGGUCUACAGGCCAGGAGACUGUGUGUAUAUCGAGAGUCGGAGACCAAACACCCCGUAUUUCAUCUGUAGCAUUCAAGACUUCAAACUGGUCCACAACUCCCAGACCUGUUGCAGAUCUCCAACUCCUGCUCUGUGUGACCCCCCAGCAUGCUCUCUGCCGGUGGCAUCACAGCCACCACAGCACCUUACUGAAGCCGGGAGAGGGCCUGUAGGGAGCAAACGGGACCAUCUACUCAUGAACGUAAAGUGGUACUACCGUCAGUCUGAAGUUCCUGAUUCCGUCUAUCAGCAUUUAGUUCAAGAUCGACACAAUGAGAACGAUUCUGGACGAGAACUUGUCAUUACGGACCCAGUGAUCAAGAAUCGAGAGCUCUUCAUUUCUGAUUACGUUGACACUUACCAUGCUGCUGCCCUUAGGGGGAAGUGUAACAUAUCCCAUUUUUCUGACAUAUUUGCUGCUAGAGAGUUCAAAGCCCGAGGGGAUUCGUUUUUCUAUAUAUUGGGCUACAAUCCAGAAACCCGGAGGCUGAACAGCACUCAAGGAGAAAUCCGGGUGGGACCCAGUCAUCAGGCAAAGCUUCCCGAUUUGCAGCCAUUCCCUUCCCCAGAUGGUGACACUGUGACACAACAUGAAGAACUGGUUUGGAUGCCCGGUGUUAAUGACUGUGACCUGCUCAUGUACUUGCGGGCAGCAAGGAGUAUGGCAGCUUUUGCCGGGAUGUGUGAUGGAGGUUCCACAGAGGAUGGCUGUGUCGCAGCCUCUCGGGAUGACACCACACUCAACGCCCUCAACACACUACACGAAAGCAACUAUGACGCUGGAAAAGCCCUUCAGCGCCUGGUGAAGAAGCCGGUGCCCAAGCUGAUUGAGAAGUGUUGGACUGAAGAUGAAGUGAAACGCUUCAUUAAAGGGCUCAGGCAAUACGGCAAGAACUUCUUCAGGAUUAGAAAGGAGCUGCUGCCCAACAAGGAGACGGGAGAGCUGAUCACCUUCUACUAUUACUGGAAGAAGACCCCGGAAGCUGCAAGCUCCCGAGCACACCGCAGGCACCGCAGGCAGGCUGUCUUUCGGAGGAUUAAAACCCGCACGGCCUCCACUCCAGUCAACACUCCAUCUAGGCCUCCUUCCAGUGAAUUUUUGGACCUGAGCUCAGCUAGCGAAGAUGACUUUGACAGCGAGGACAGUGAACAGGAACUGAAAGGCUAUGCCUGCCGUCACUGCUUCACCACUACCUCUAAAGACUGGCACCACGGCGGGCGUGAGAACAUCUUGCUGUGCACCGACUGCCGCAUCCACUUCAAAAAGUACGGCGAACUCCCCCCCAUAGAGAAGCCGGUGGACCCCCCACCCUUCAUGUUCAAACCUGUCAAAGAGGAAGAUGACGGGCUCAGCGGGAAGCAUAGCAUGAGGACCCGGCGGAGUCGAGGCUCGCAGAUGUCUACACUACGAAGUGGUCGGAAGAAGCAGCCAGCCAGCCCCGAUGGUAGAGCCUCCCCCAUCAACGAAGACAUCCGAUCCAGCGGUCGUAACUCCCCCAGUGCCGCCAGCACCUCCAGUAAUGACAGCAAAGCCGAUUCGGUGAAGAAAUCCUCCAAGAAAAUAAAGGAGGAGGCUUCUUCACCCCUGAAGAGCACCAAGCGGCAGCGAGAGAAGGCAGCGUCUGACACCGAGGAGCCCGAAAGAACCAAUGCCAAGAAAUCAAAAACCCAGGAGAUCAGCAGGCCCAACUCCCCGUCAGAAGGUGAGGGCGAGGGGGAGGGGGAGAGCUCGGACAGCCGAAGUGUCAACGACGAAGGGAGCAGCGACCCCAAGGACAUCGACCAAGACAACCGGAGCACGUCCCCCAGCAUCCCCAGCCCCCAGGAUAAUGAGAGCGACUCGGAUUCCUCAGCCCAACAGCAAGUGCUGCCUGCCCAGCCCCCGGGGCAGCCGGCCCAGAAUGGCCCCACUCAGGCCCCGCCCUCCACCCCUCCCGGGGCAGCUCAGCUCCCGGCCCCGGGCCCCGGUGCGCAAGGCACCCCGGCCCCUCCGCAAGUCUCACCGGUCUCGACGGCGGCGCCUCAGCCGCCUGGUCAGCCCCAGCCUCCGGCGCCGCCCCCACCCCAUUCUCACAUCCAGCAGGCCCCGGCCCUGCACCCUCAGAGACUGCCCUCGCCACACCCGCCUCUGCAGCCCCUGACAGCGGGCCAGAGCCAGCCCCCGGCCCCAGUCUCGUCGCAGCCGCACCCGCAGGCCCCGCUCCACGGCCAGGCCCCGCCCCUGCCUCACAGCCUGCAGGCCCAGCCCCUCCUGCAGCACCCAGGAACCCCGCAGCCCUUCCCCCUCCCGCCUCAGGCCUCUCCGUCUCAGGUUCCGCUCCCGGCGUCCCAGGCCCCCGCCCAUCCGCACGCCCCGCUGCCGGGGCCGGGCGGCCAGCCGGCCCGAGAGCAGCCGCUGCCGCCCGCCCCCAUGGCGAUGCCGCACAUCAAGCCCCCUCCGACCACGCCCAUCCCCCAGAUGCCCACACCGCAGGCCCACAAGCACCCACCCCAUCUCUCGGGCCCGUCCCCCUUCGCCAUGAACUCCAACCUGCCCCCUCCGCCCGCUCUGAAGCCCCUGAGCUCACUGUCCACUCACCACCCGCCGUCGGCCCACCCGCCCCCCUUGCAGCUGAUGCCGCAGAGCCAGCCGCUGCAGUCCUCUCCGGCUCAGCCCCCGGUCCUCACCCAGAGUCAGAGCCUCCCGCCGGCGGCAGCCGCGGCAGCAGCGGCCGGCCAUCCCUCCUCCGGCCUCCACCAGCCGCCCCCGCAGCCGCCCUUCUCUCAACACCCGUUCGUGCCCGGGGGCCCACCUCCCAUCACGCCUCCCUCUGGGACCUCCAGCACUACGCCCCCCUCGGGGGCCGGCACCCCGGCACAGCCCACCUGUUCUGCCUCGGCGGUGGCCUCCAGUGGCAGUGGGCCUGUGGUGACACCUUGCGCCAUGCCACCCAUCCAGAUCAAGGAGGAGGCCCCCGACGAGGCUGAGGAGCCCGAGAGCCCUCCGCCUCCUCCGCGGAGCCCAUCCCCUGAACCCACCGUGGUGGAUACACCGAGCCACGCCAGCCAGUCUGCCCGGUUCUACAAGCACCUGGAACGGGGCUACAACUCUUGCGGGAGAACCGAUCUGUACUUCAUCCCCCUGGCGGGAUCCAAACUCGCCAAGAAGAGAGAGGAGGCUAGCGAGAAGGCCAAGCGGGAGGCCGAGCAGAAGGCGCGGGAAGAGCGGGAGCGGGAGAAGGAGAAAGAGAAAGAGCGGGAACGGGAGCGAGAGCGGGAGAGAGAGGCCGAACGAGCAGCGCAGAAGGCAUCCAGUUCCUCUCACGAAGGCCGCCUCGGUGACGCUCAGCUCAGCGGCCCGGCCCACAUGCGGCCCUCCUUUGAGCCGCCCCCGACCACCAUCGCCGCCGUCCCCCCCUACAUCGGGCCCGACACCCCCGCGCUCCGGACUCUGAGCGAGUACGCCCGCCCCCAUGUCAUGUCACCCACCAACCGCAACCACCCCUUCUUCGUGCCCCUGAACCCCACCGACCCCUUGCUGGCCUACCACAUGCCCGGCCUCUACAACGUGGACCCCACCAUCCGGGAGCGGGAGCUCCGUGAGCGGGAGAUUCGCGAGCGGGAACUCCGGGAGCGGGAGUUACGGGAGAGGAUGAAGCCAGGCUUCGAGGUGAAGCCCCCCGAGCUGGAUGCCCUGCACCCUGCCACGAACCCCAUGGAGCAUUUUGCCCGGCACGGCGCGCUCACCAUCCCCCCGACGGCCGGACCCCACCCUUUUGCUUCCUUCCACCCGGGGCUGAAUCCCCUGGAGCGGGAGAGACUGGCGCUGGCAGGCCCCCAGCUGCGGCCUGAAAUGAGCUACCCUGAUAGACUGGCGGCUGAGAGGAUCCACGCCGAGCGCAUGGCCUCGCUGACCAAUGACCCGCUGGCCCGGCUGCAGAUGUUCAACGUGACGCCACACCACCACCAACACUCGCACAUACACUCUCACCUCCACCUCCACCAGCAGGACCCCUUGCACCAAGGUUCGGCAGGACCAGUGCACCCGCUGGUGGAUCCCCUGGCGGCAGGCCCUCAUCUGGCCCGGUUCCCCUACCCUCCUGGCACCCUCCCCAACCCUCUGCUGGGACAGCCGCCCCAUGAGCACGAGAUGCUCCGGCACCCUGUUUUUGGCACCCCUUACCCCCGAGACCUGCCCGGGGCCAUCCCGCCGCCGAUGUCAGCCGCCCACCAGCUGCAGGCCAUGCACGCCCAGUCGGCGGAGCUGCAGAGACUGGCCAUGGAGCAGCAGUGGUUGCACGGGCAUCCUCACAUGCAUGGAGGACACCUACCGAGUCAGGAAGAUUAUUACAGUCGACUGAAGAAAGAAGGUGACAAACAGUUGUAAUAAGUUAUUUAUUUGUUAGCGCUGGCUGCAGAAUCCCCAGUCCUUUGGGAAGAAAUGGGACUUUUAACAUACAGUAGGAGCUGCAAAAGCAAAAAGAAUAUCUUCUAAAGAUUUCUUUAUAUAUUAAAAAAACAAACACCACCACUAGACACUUAUCCACAUAAUAGUGUUCGUUUGUAGAGAGGGUUCUUCACAACUGGUUUGGGCCUCCCUGCAUGACUGCCUCUUUCGACAUGUGGAGCAAUCUGAGAACCACUCUGUCACCAGGCGAGGGAGUUGAGUUGGGGGCGUUGUUUCCUUUCUCCAACUUCCUUUCUGUUUGGUGGGUGGGGAGCUAGAGUCUGAAACCCCCCCCCCCCCCCCACCCAACACCGUCACAGUCCUCGAGCCUGUGCAGAGACACUCAGCUCCACAGGUCCCAGCGAGAGCCUAGACAGAAUGUGAAUUUGGAAUCCAAGAGCUAUGAUAAAAAAAUCGACUUUUAUUUUAAUACAUUGUAGGGAGAUCUUCAUAAUUUUAAAGAGAGCUCAGUUCAGCGGCAUGGCUUUUUAAGUCUGUAAAUAAUUUUAAGACAAACAGGUGUUUUGUUUUUUUCUCCACAAACUAUUCUGAUAUAUUUUUUCCAGCCACGUCACUAAUCGUGAAUUCCUACCUGCUAUUGACAGAAUACAGAGUUGAUUUUUUAAUAAAAAAAUAUAAUUAUCCCUUUAAUUAAAGGGACUAGAUGGGUGUUCACUAAUAAAUGGACAAAAGCUUGGAAUUUGGUUUGGUAGCAGCAGUUAGCGUUCAAGGGAAUGCAGGGAUAACUUAGAUGAACUUUCUUUUUGUUUUGCUUCUUGUUUCUUCUAUCCCUUCCCUUCUCUCUCCCUUCCCCUCCCAUCCCUUUUCCUCUCCUCUCUCUAGCCCACUCCUCUCCCCUCUCCCCUCUCCUGGCCAACAGAGCAGGCCCUCGGCAUCCCCAGUAAUUCAGGGGCUGAAUUUCCAUGACCCCAUAAAUGCCCAGAGGCUGAUGGCCUUCCUCAUUGUCCAAAUUUGCAUCAGCCUUUAAAUUUCUCCACCUGACAAAACAAGAAAUCUGAUCCAAAACCCAAGCUUAGAAGGAGUCUGACUGUUUGCUCAAGAUAGAUAUCUUGGGUUCUAAGUUGCCUUUUAGGGCUUUUUAUGUUGUACAAUGAAAUGGACUCAUUUGAUGGGUUUAGAUUGGAAUUCCAUUUUUUCUUUGUGUCUCUUCCUCCACCCCCACCCCCACACACACAUUCUUCCAGCUAUUUAGGCAGUCCAGAGGUGGGGGUUGUGGGUCGCAUCACUUUGGACAUGGUGAGGUUUGAAGGCCAGUAGAAGCAUUUCAGCUCCAACCUAGAACAGCUGGACCUUGGAGAUGGUGCAGGUCAAACCGGUGUCCUGUAGAUGGAGCAGACUUUGUCCCAAGAUAACAUACAACCCUUCAGAAACCACAGAAGCAGUCCACAGGCUAUGGCAGCAGCAGGUCAGACCUCUAUGGGCUCCGGUGCUUGCUCCUGGAUCCAUCAGAAGCCCCUCUGCCUGCUGCCCUUUGAUUUUUCCCACCUGGGCACUGUUUACUAAAGCAGAAGGUUGGGGAAUUAAAUCCAGGAGGUGCCUGCACUUGCUGCUCAGGUUCAUUCAUUCUCUGUCACACUCCGUCUUUCGGUCUCACUCUCUCACCCUCACUGUCCACUUUCACUCUCGCUCAAACUCUUAAGGGCUGUAGACUGUUCUUUGUGGUGGUUGUGUCACAGAACUGUGUUGGGCCAUGGCAGACAAAGCUGUAGUUAACCAUUCAUGCUGUGGAAUACCUGGCCAGUGACCAGCCACAGAGUGGGGAAGAAGCAGUUGCCAACCCCUUGACCCAAGCCCCGUGGUGACCAGUGGGGGCAAUAGUUGCUGGGUCUUGGUUCCGUCUUGAGGUUGUGAAAGUGAAUCGGACCGUCCCGAUUCCUCCCGUCCUCCUGGCCACAGCCGCAGUGUUGGCAGGGAGGAGCUGGAGCUUAUUUCUGUUCAAACUGCUUUUACCUUUUUCCGCCUUAUUCCGUUUCUAUUUUAACCUCCACUCCUUGGGGAAGGUCACUCCAGAUGAGGCCUCCUCCUAGGGAGGCCCGUCAGCAUUCGGAAUGGAAAUUUAGGAGCUUCUGGGGGCAGGGUUGAUAUGACACCGUUGUUGGGCUGUUUGGCCGAUUCUCCUGAGUCGCAAAAGUGGCUUGUCACCCCCGGGAUUAGGGGAACCAAGGAACACUCCUCUCACCCACCUUGCUGCUACCUGCCAUUUCUCCCCCACCCCAACCCACUCUGUCAUUUCCUCUGGAGCAAAGGAAUCCUAUGGGCUGUUCAUUCUUUGACUGUCUUCGCUCCUUCCCUCCCUCCUUCCCUGCUUCGCCCAAACUUCUGAAGUAGAGUGUUUCACUAGCUGGACUUGAAUAAUGUCAUAAGCUGAGAAGUUUGGUCCUCCAGCGUUUGAACCAUUGUUCAGCGUUAUCCACCUUAUUUAUUUAUUUUCCUCCCCCUGGAUCUUUCUCCCAACUUGAGACCGAAGCUCCGUGCUUCUCCCUGAGCCCUGCGCCUGCCAGCUGAUUAGCUACAGUUUGAUUUGUGUCGGCCCCAGAGCCCUCCUAUGUGUGGUACCCUGUUAGAGCAACACAGACACUGUUUCCUUUGGCCUCCCCACCCCCACCUCCCCCUUUCGUUUGAAGUUUUUGUUUUGCUUUUUUGUGUUUUGAACGUAUCUUGUUCAAUGUCGUCAGGUCGAGCUUCUUGUUUUCACUGCAGCAUAAGCAGAGUGUACAUUCUGGUUUGCUACAUUUAUAUAUAUCUUGAAGCUUAAUGUAUAUAUGAGUAGUUUGCCAUGAGAUAACACAGUGUAAACAGAGUAGAAACCCAGAAAUCGUGACUUCUGUGUUCUCUCCAUUUGAGUAUUUUGUAAUUUUUUUGAAAUAUUUGUGGACAUAAAUAAAACCAAGCUACACUACA